Humulus lupulus (European hop) is the source of this 807-nucleotide messenger RNA. RefSeq lists its product as uncharacterized. The record is from RefSeq and is a predicted model, not a curated record. The transcript has 2 exons. The coding region runs from base 1 to 807 and encodes 268 amino acids. Lineage: Eukaryota; Viridiplantae; Streptophyta; Magnoliopsida; Rosales; Cannabaceae.
AUGGAUGGUGAUGAUUGCGAUGUCUACAAAGUCUUGGAUUGGGAUUCGCUUGUCAUAUUUCCCAAAUCCGCCGCUUUCACGCAGGGUGCCCAAGACAAAUAUCUCAGCUUCCUUGGCGACAACCAUCUGCAGAUCGCCAUGAACGAUAGCGCCAACGAGAACGUAGCAAAUGAGAUCUUCAUCUUCGGUGAUGAUUAUGUUCGCAUAAAGAACCUUUCCACCAACAAGUUCUGGAGGCGUGGCUCCAAUAACUGGAUCAUGGCUGAUUCUUCUGACACCACUGGUAGCAACUCUGACACAUCAUUCUGGCCCGUCAAAGUUGAGACAACAUUGUGCCCCUACGCAAUUUGGGGAACAACUACUUCUACAAGAGGUUUACUGAUCAAGGCUAUACAGAGUGAAGGCAGGAUCUAUAAUGUCAAAGUCCUCAAGAAGGGUCAUGCAGUGGCCGAAAAUCUUGAGGAUGUAGAGAACACUAUAACCCUCACAUUUUCCUACAAGAAUUCAAGCUCGAGUACCAUCGCCGGCAACAUUUCCCUCAAGUUAGGCGUCACAACAUCUGUCGAAGUUGAUGUAGUUCCAUUUGUUGCUAAAGGAAAGGUCAAAAUUUCAGCUGAGGUUACUGGGACAGUUGAGUGGGCAACUACUCAGACAGUCGAAACUUUAACCGAGUCUACAUACACCGUUAAAGUCCCUCCUAGGACUAGAAUAAUAAUCACUCUUGUAGCGACACAAGGUGUGAUGUUCCAUUCUCUUAUACUCGACGUGAAAUUCUCCAUGAUGGGAGUGUCAUCAUCCCCAACCUGA